Aspergillus homomorphus CBS 101889 is the source of this 1032-nucleotide messenger RNA. RefSeq names its product putative cyanamide hydratase. The transcript is spliced from 2 exons. NCBI's taxonomy places the organism in Eukaryota, Fungi, Ascomycota, Eurotiomycetes, Eurotiales, Aspergillaceae. Bases 243 to 977 code for a protein of 244 amino acids. The record is from RefSeq and is a predicted model, not a curated record.
AGUCAAUCAUCAUCCUGGGACUCGUGAGAUCGCUCUGUCAGUGUAGCCUCUGGAUUGCCUGAUGGAGUCAGACCUGAGGGAUUUAUCAGCGCGGGUCUUACAAAUCGUCACAAUGAUCACAUCUACGGCUCGCUCCGGAUGGCUAUAAAGAGCCCAACACUGUCUCUCCUCAGGAACCAAGACAACCUUCACAAGUCUGCAUCCGUUUCCUCUGCUAUCUCGAAUCAGCCCUUCUCGCCAACAUGUGUCGCAACGAAGUCGAACUCAAUGGCUGGACUAGUGUCCCGGUCAAUGCGGGUGCCAUUUUCCAGGAUCAGCCCUUCAUCACCGCGCCUGGCCCGCUCUCAAUCGAUGAGAUCAAGUUUCCAUCUGACGACCCUGUCGUUGCCAAAACCCAGGAGUAUGCCCAGGCCGUUCUCCAUCCGCAGACCUACAAUCACUCCAUGAGAGUCUACUACUACGGAAUGGCCAUCGCUAAACAACAGUUCCCAAAACAAGCCGCCACCUUCAGUCCUGCCACUUGGGCCCUGCUCUGUCUCCUGCACGAUCUUGGCACGGCGGAGGAGAACUUGACGGCCACUCGGAUGUCCUUCGAUCUCUACGGGGGCAUCAAAGCUCUGCAGGUCCUUAAAGAUUUCGGGUCUACCACGGAUCAAGCCGAGGCAGUCGCUGAGGGAAUCAUCAGACAUCAGGAUAUGGGCGUGGACGGGACCAUCACCUUCUUCGGCCAGUUGAUCCAGCUGGCCACCCUGUACGACAAUGUGGGUGAACACCCUUACGUUAAGGACUUCAGCAAGGUGCUUCACGACGUCACGCGGGAAGAGGUCAACAAAGCCCAUCCUCGACAGGCCUGGUGCUCAUUCUUUGCGGACACGAUCCGGAAGGAGGAGAGUGUCAAACCCUGGUGUCAUUCAACGCAUAUUGUGAAUUUUGACAGGCAGAUCGAGGGCAAUACUCUGAUGAAGCAGUGGGAAUGAUCAUCUCAAUUUUUGUGCUCUGUAUGCACAGAAGCUAUGCUGUUGUUACGCUAGG